UCCCUCUACAAAAAGUCCAUAAAGUGAAACAUAACAUGCUGCUUUUAAACACUCCACCUUCAAAGCUAAAUCUCACACUUCUCUGAAUUCUUCACAAAACCUUCUGUUAUCAUCAUUUAUUUUUUCCUUCAACUUCUUCAAUUAAUUGGCCUUUCCAAAAUGAUUACUUUACCACAUCCUAUGUUUCUGUUUGUAUUGUUUCUUUCACUCCUAAGCCAAAUGGUAGCUGCAAAAGGGAAGGACAACGUUACAGAGGCUUGCAGUGUGACAAGGUACCAAAGCCUUUGUGUUCAUUCUCUGUCACAAUUCUCCAACACUGCAGGAAGAAGCCCUAGCAAGUGGGCACGUGCGGGAGUGUCGGUGUCGAUUGGCGAGGUUAAGAAUGUUAAAGCGUAUCUUGCAGAAUUGAAGAAGCAUGGACACAUGAAGGGAAGAAACAAAAUUGCGCUUUCAGAUUGUGCUGAAUCUUUUUCCUAUGCCCUUGACGAGCUUCACAGAUCACUGGGUGUGCUUAGGAGGCUGAGCAAAACCACGUUCAGCACCCAAAUGGGAGACCUCAACACGUGGAUCAGUGCAGCACUCACUGAUGAAGAAACUUGCCUCGAAGGGUUUGAAGGAGAAAAUGAGAAGCAUGUUAAAGUGCUGCAAAACCGUGUUCAGAAUGUGUCUUACAUCACCAGCAACGCUCUUGCUCUUGUCAAUAAACUUGCCACCACAGGUCUGGGAAGCAUCAACGAUCCAUAGAAUUGAAUAAGUUCUGAGAUUGUUGACAGUAUAUAUGUAUUAUAUUAAGGUUAUAUAAAUAAACCGUGAACUAUAUAUAUAGAUACUAUCAAUUACAUAUGAAUAUAUAAAAAUGGUUCUAUUUAUAAGCUUUGGAUAUGUUGUUUUUCCUAUGAUGUUGCUUCGUCUUUGUAAAUAUGAUGUGUUCU
Molecule: messenger RNA, 932 nt
Organism: Vigna unguiculata (cowpea)
Lineage: Eukaryota; Viridiplantae; Streptophyta; Magnoliopsida; Fabales; Fabaceae
Product: pectinesterase inhibitor 6-like
Biological process (GO): negative regulation of catalytic activity
Molecular function (GO): enzyme inhibitor activity
Source: RefSeq, a predicted model, not a curated record